Molecule: messenger RNA, 2199 nt
Organism: Clavispora lusitaniae ATCC 42720
Lineage: Eukaryota; Fungi; Ascomycota; Pichiomycetes; Serinales; Metschnikowiaceae
Gene: NUP85
Product: Nup85p
Biological process (GO): positive regulation of DNA-templated transcription; protein import into nucleus; mRNA export from nucleus
Cellular component (GO): nuclear pore outer ring
Molecular function (GO): structural constituent of nuclear pore
Source: RefSeq, a predicted model, not a curated record
AUGUUUGACGACAUCGACAUGCUCGAGAUCCCCACCUCCGACACGCUGACGUCGCAAACGGAGUCUGCGCUGCCCGAGCCCGAGCGCCCGAAAACUUACCCGCUGCUCCAAGAAUGGCUUCUGCUGCCGACGGAAUUGCCGUUUCAAUUCGACCCCGACGCGCACCGCCGCAGCGCAAAACACGUGGACGACUUUGCCCACGCGCAGAAUGAGUACAUCACCAAGCUCUACAAAGUGGUGGAGGACCUAGGGCCCAAGCCGGCGCCAGCAGACCAGGUGACACCAGAGCCGCUAGGGGUUGUGGCCCGCGACAUGGGACAAAACCGGGCCGCCGUGGCCAACACCAAGCGCGCACAUGUCGCGUUUGCGCGCCUCUUGGACCACUACGCCGCCUUUGUCGACACCGUGUCGCAGUACGUCGACGCCAGCGUGGCCCGCGACUACGACUUGCUCCAGUCGCUCUUGGAGGCGCUCCACGCCAGCUCGUUUGCGCCGGAACAGACGCGGCCCGAGCUUGUCGUGCGCUGGAUCAACCGCUACGACCCGAAACCAGACAAUGCGCUUGUCGACGCCGUCAUGUACAACACGCCCUUGCCCUACACGCACGCCAGUUUCUGGCUGUAUGUGACGGCGCUCGUGACGCGCGGCUUGUUUGCCCAGGCGGCGCUGUCGCUCCGCGCGCUGAAGUUCGACGAGCUCGAGCACACAUGCCCCGUUUUGCAUGCGCAGUUUGGCGACUUGGCCGCUCUUGUCGCCAGCUACGAGCCCAUGGCGCAGAAGGGCCAGUUUGCCGCGUGGAAACGCGCCGCCAGCGACUUCCGCGCCGCGCUCGCCACCGCAGACGUCGGCGCAGAACAUGCUGCGGCCGCAGCCAGCAUCCGGGACGUGGCAGGCGUCCUCUGCGGCCUUGUGCGCACCAUCGCCGCCCACACAAGCACUUGGUACGACAUGUACGGGGCGUUGGCGUUGUUCCACGUGCGCGAGGGCGCCGACGCAGACCACGCCGAGCUUGCUGUGGCGGAAAAGGGCGUUCCGCCCGCCGAAGCGGCCCUUUGCGACGCCGUGCGCCACCGCCACAUGCGCUUGCUUCUUGCCAUCGACCGCCUCGACCCGGCCACGGCGGCGUACGUGUCGCGGCUCAUGGAGUGGCACGGCUGCUUGGCGGUCGACGCCGACGGCAUCCACGACGGCGACUUGGCCAAAGACCUGUCCAGCAUCACUGUCCAUGGCGGCAGCGUCUCGGACUACCUCUUGACGCGCCACGCCUACGAGUGCCUCGAGGUGCACGCCUUGGCCCCCGUUGGCGUUGGGCUUCUUGCCUCCGUCGUGCCACUGAGCUCUGCGCACGUGCGGGCCGUGCUUCAACAGUUUCUUCCCCACUACGAGUGUUUCACCAACGACGACAUGGAGUGGGCCUUGACGCUCUGCGCCAAGUUCGCCCUUGCCGACACCGCCCUGCGCUUGUACUUGCGCCAGGGCGAAAAGUCGUUGCGCCUGGGCCAUGUGUUCGAGGCGCUAUCCAUGUGGGCCCGAUGCUUCGGCGGCCCGGCCGAGGAGUCUGCCGCGGCCAUGGCCCGCAUCCACGCCGUCUGCUGGGGCUUGUUCCAGGACAGUCUUCUCCGCGGCGCGCCGGUGGCAGACGAGUUGCUAGCCAACAUUGUCCGCGGCGACGUCGGGUUUGCCGUUCCGCCGGUGCUCCGCCAGUGCUUGGCGCCGUACGCUGUGCUUGCCGAGUACUGGCUCGGCCGCGCCGACACAGCACGCAGCAUCUCGCGGGUGUUCCAUUUGCUCCGCAUGCGCCACAUGCCAAGACGGUUUGCGCCGUUGUUGCUUGCGCAGUUGUUGCCCAUGUUCCGCGAGCAUCUCACAUUGCCGGACUUGGUGGUGACCAUCGAGUUGAUUGAUGGCUUUGAGAAGGGCUCAGACACGGUGGAGGUGUCUCCAGACGACGAGUUGGACUUUGCGGACGCCGACUCCGACUCCGAAGCCGACAACGAGAUGCGUGGCAUCUUCACACGCUACGACAUGGACGAGUUGUAUCAGUACGCGGUGGAAAACCCGCCGCUGGCCGACGAAGACUGGCGUGUGGUGUUGAAGGCGAGAGGCGACACUGUGCCUGCUACGGUGGCCGAGUUGGUGCACGAGUUGCGUGAACAGAUUGUGGCCAAGAUCGGCCGCGUGUACGUGGGACAGGUCUAG